CUCCACUCCUAACGCACUCUCUUCUCAGAGCAAAGGUGAGGCCCUGCCUCUCCCCCAUUAGAUCACCCACCAAGCUACUAUUGGGUAGUCGUCGAAAUUUUAGGUUUUUUUGGGGGGGUUUGAAUCUAUGGCUUCUUUGUCUAGGAAGGAUGUGGAUCGGAUCAAGGGUCCGUGGAGUCCGGAAGAGGACGAACUGUUGCAGACCCUGGUGCAGAGGCACGGGCCAAGGAACUGGUCGCUGAUCAGCAAAUCGAUUCCGGGUCGAUCCGGGAAAUCGUGCCGGUUACGGUGGUGUAACCAGCUGUCCCCUCAGGUGGAGCACCGUGCGUUCACGGCGGAGGAGGACGAGACGAUCAUGAAAGCCCACGCAAAGUUCGGUAACAAAUGGGCUACGAUCGCUCGACUCCUCUCGGGUCGCACCGACAACGCGAUCAAGAACCACUGGAACUCCACUCUCAAGCGUAAAUGCUCGUCCAUGUCCGACGAUUUCAAUUUCCCCGACGGGUCUCAUUCGCAUCAGCCUCUGAAGAGAUCGGCCAGUGUUGGACCGGGCACGAAUGUAUCGGGUCUGUACCUGAACCCAAGUAGCCCAUCCGGAUCCGAUUUGAGCGAUUCAAGUUUCUCCGGUUUCCCUUCCGCUCAAGUUUUCCGGCCAGUGCCGUUAACCGGCGGAGUUCCCCCUCCGGUUCACCAGAUCGAGACUGCAUCAACGACUGUAUCGGAUCCUCCGACCUCCCUCACCCUAUCCUUACCCGGAUCCGAUUCCUCCGACCCGUCCAAUCAAAUCGCUACUCCGCCGGCGCCACCACAGGGCGGCCAAAACGUCGAUUUUGGGGCGGCGAUUGGUGAGAAACAGUUCUUCAGCCAGGAAUUUUUGGCGGUGAUGCAAGAGAUGAUUAAAGAAGAAGUGAGGAGCUAUAUGUCUGGGAUUGAACAAAACGGGCGGUGCUUGCAAGCAGAGGCGAUUAGGAACGCAGUGGUGAAGAGAAUUGGGAUUAGCAAGAUCGAGUAGGAGUGAAUUGAUGAGUCUGAAGAGACUUUUGAGUAGUAGUUAUUACCUAGCGAUGACGAACGAAAUGAUUCUCGGCUUCGGAAAACCUGAAUUGAGGAGCCAAACAAUGGUCUUCGUUUUCGAUAUCAUCCCAACUCCUUAUAUAUAUAAAAUAAUAUUUUUGGGUAGUGUACAGGGAAACUAGUUCAUGUUCAAUGGAAAAUGCAAAAUGCAAAAAAGAAAGAACGAAAAAAAAAAGAGAAUGAAUUUCCUUCCUUCUAUGUGGAGUUGUGAACUGCUUUUGUUUAGAUGGACAUGAACCAAAAAAAAAAAAA
Messenger RNA from Camellia sinensis, 1326 nucleotides. Its product is annotated as transcription factor MYB44. Gene Ontology annotation, cellular component: nucleus. The record is from RefSeq and is a predicted model, not a curated record. Lineage: Eukaryota; Viridiplantae; Streptophyta; Magnoliopsida; Ericales; Theaceae. Gene Ontology annotation, molecular function: RNA polymerase II cis-regulatory region sequence-specific DNA binding; DNA-binding transcription factor activity, RNA polymerase II-specific. Gene Ontology annotation, biological process: regulation of DNA-templated transcription.